Dermacentor silvarum is the source of this 2959-nucleotide messenger RNA. RefSeq names its product nose resistant to fluoxetine protein 6. NCBI's taxonomy places the organism in Eukaryota, Metazoa, Arthropoda, Arachnida, Ixodida, Ixodidae. The transcript has 15 exons. Gene Ontology annotation, molecular function: acyltransferase activity, transferring groups other than amino-acyl groups. The record is from RefSeq and is a predicted model, not a curated record. Bases 509 to 2752 code for a protein of 747 amino acids.
AAGCCAGGCUACCACAGUGGAGCUUCAAGGACCCUCAGGGGGAAAGAAGGAGCGAGUGCAGUUCUAGGUUUCGACGCAAAUCGCCCCGGGCGUCAUCAUGCAUGAAAAGCUCUCCUCUCCCUCACGCGGCUCAGUUGACAUUAAGCGGACAGCCGUGCCGCAUUUGUUCCUGUUGCCCCAGACCUCUGUGACCCGCCCUUUUUUCAUGAAGCGCUUUUCACAGAGGCGUGAAAUAACGGACACAAAGGCCGGGGAAAGGUGGUGGUAUAGCUGAGUAUCAACGCCACGCCUCCGAAGCGACCACAGAUAUUCUGUCAUCGUUGCCAGCCUAAGGCCAGAGUCGAUGGUUGGUUCUUCACCCCUGGACGGGAGUCAGUUGGGGGCUUAGGUUUGGUUUUGGCAGACUCGUACCACGCGUGGCACAAAGCAGCGCCGAAAACAGCAGUGAUAAGACGCGUCACGGGAACAGGUGUAUCCCAUAUUCAACUUCAACCACCUUCAAGCAAAGAUGCGUCCAUGUCCGAGCGUCUUUAUUGCCCUCCUCUGCAUUGCGGGGGCUACUGUCGCGUCAACAUCGGGACCAUCUGCGAUGGCUGUGACGGCAACGACUCAGCCCAGCGUGGAACACCCACCCACGGCGCAACCUACGCCCAAGUUAGUGCAGUCACUGAAACGCGUAGUGGACGACUUCCUGGGCAACCCGCGGAGCCCUCUGGCAAGGAGGCUGAUCGCGGCGAAAGUCUCAUCCGGCUGCAGCAUAGGCCUCAUGAAGCUGCUGCGGGCUCUCAGGAACAUGGAGCCCUGGGCGUACAGGCUGUUAGAUGCCUCAGGAAAGUAUCCCACUGGGCUAUUGCAAGGCACCCUUUCAGACGUGGGAGCAUUCGACGAGUGCAUCGAGACGGUAGUGCGGGAUGUCUAUGGCCGAGAAACAGCACGAGCCCACUACUGCAACGUGUACCUGGAUAGCAACGCAACUGACGUGCUCCGGUACCUGACUCCGGCCAUCACAAUGUCCCAUCCUAGGGCCAUCGAUUUUGCCUUAGAAAGCGGAAAAAACAAGUUCGUCGAAGGUGUACGCAUUGGAUUUUGCUUCAUUAGCGACUGCACUCAAACCGACAUUCAAAGUCUUCUAGACGCACUGGUCCAUGGAACGAUAGAUCUCGCCGUGAAGGACUGUGUAACCGGCUUGAAGCCUCCAAUGACCAAGACGCAAAGUGCGAUAGUGGCCGCCCUAGGAGUCCUUGCAGUCGUCAUUUGCCUGAGCACCGGCGUCGACAUUUAUCUGAGACACACCAAUGCGAACCAGAAUCUUGUUGUGAAACUUUUCACAGCAUUCUCUCUGCGAGCGAACCUAGAUGUUCUGCUCGUUCGGGUCAAGGACAAAGAGAGUGAUGCCUACAUGUACAGAUUCUUUCAUGGUCUGCGAUUUUUCAGCAUGUUUAUGAUAGUCAUCGGUCAUUCGUACAACAUAUUCGAUUUCAUCAAUACCUCCCGCAUGGUGAAUGCGCUGCAUUAUGCUGACAACAUCGGUUUUUCUCUUGUUAUGACUGGAUACUUGAGUGUAGACGUUUUCUUCUUUUUGAGUGGCUUCCUUCUCGCUUACAAUAUUGAACCAAAGCGUGACAACAUACUACUGACGGGAAUUAUUGCCAUCGUUCGGCGUCAUAUUAGGACAACAGCCCCUGUAUUUUUUACCAUGGUGUGUUGUUUAUUGGUGCCACAACUCGCAUCCGGCCCUAAUCUGAAGCCACUGAUGGAAAAAUUUUACUAUGAAUUUCGUAAUCAGUGGUAUCAUAUAUUGCUCCAGAUACGUAACCUGUACAGCGAAACUGAAAUUGGAAUGUUUGGCCACCUGUGGUUCAUUUCGGCUGACUUCCAACUAUUUCUUUUGGCUUUGCCUACUAUCCUCAUACUUAAAAGAUACUACUGGGCCUUAAUUUCUGCUUUUUUCAGCUUCAGUCUGCUGUGUUGCUCAGUUACAGCAUGGCAGGUGUACAAUACACCUUACCCUCCUUUUAUGACUCCGAUUGUGGCAGACAUCAGCAUCCUCCUUGACACACUGAACUACGUGUACGUUUUACCCUUUUAUCACGGGAUGUGCUACUUCUCAGGAUGUGUGACGUUCUUGUUGUUGAAGAAAUAUGGGCAAGUCAAGAUAUCACAGACGAAGCAGAUUGGAAUGUGGUGCCUGACGCUGACCUGUGCCCUCGCAACAUUGUUCCUAAAAUAUGACUGGAACCGUGGCCAUGGUCCCACCGGAGAAUGGAUAAAAAUUCCGCUAGCGUUCAUCGAAAGGUUGAUGUGGUCAUUUUGCAUCGGCUGGACAGUAUUCGCUUGCUCAACAAGAAGAGGAGGUGUCCUGUGGAGUUUCCUCUCUUGGAGAGUAUUCGUUCCUCUCAGUCGCCUAUGCUUUGGAAUAUAUAUCAUUCACGUACCAUUGUUUUUUAUCAAGUCAAACAUAGCCCGGGAGCGGAUAUUCUAUUCUCACUUUACCUUGGUGCUGCAAACGUUUGCUGUGUUUGUGGCAUCGGCACUUCUAAGUCUUGCGAUGUAUCUUGCCUGCGAAGCACCAGUGGGCCGUCUGGAGAAGAUGUUUUUGAUGCCAAAUCGUAAAGAAGGAAAAGCUCACUAUAUUUGUGCAGGAAAUCAAAAUAACGAUAUGCGAAAACUUCCGUGUACAAUAAAGGACACUGAGAGCGGGCACACAAAGGAACUAAAACAGAGCAUUAAAGACUACUCCAGUCGUUUGUAAAGGAUUAAACCAGCGUCGUGUAUUGAUUACGCAAUUACUCUCGGUACGGUGUCGUGCAUGUUUGAUUCGUUUUUAACGUUUGGUGCCUAAAGUACUUUAACCUGAGACCUUGUUUACUAUGAGCAAGGCCCCAAGCACUCUAAACACCACGGCCAAUUCUUGGCACGUCCAGUUAUAGUAACGUCGGUGAUAUAUAGAAUGGAUAUG